AUGGGAAGGAGGGUAGUGCAGUUCGCAGACCUACCCAUAAAGCUUUUGAUGCCCAAAAGCUUCACAAAAAUCCAAGAAAUCGCACUCAAGACCAUUCCUUCGGCCUCCAAGAUCGAGAUCGAGAUCAAGCGCGUCCUCAAAUCCCUCUAUGGCUUCGAGGUCGAGAAGGUUCAAACACUGAACAUGGAGGGCAAGAAGAAGAAACGGGGCGGCUUCCUCGAAGAAGAGGCCCAGACCAGGAGCCACUGGCUCGAUGACAGGAAGGAGGCCCAACAUCCAUUCAGGGCCCAACACCAUGAACGUUUGGACCGGGCUGAGAUUGCUGCCGCUAAUGCUAACUUCCCUUGGUCCAGCAUGAGGUCUGGUAGAACUACCAGGUAG
This is a messenger RNA of Sphenostylis stenocarpa, 381 nucleotides long. Lineage: Eukaryota; Viridiplantae; Streptophyta; Magnoliopsida; Fabales; Fabaceae. The record is from the annotation of a GenBank genome assembly.